CUGACAACACUGCGCGCGAAGCAAACACGGCGAGGAUAAAACAAGAUGGCGUCUGACGGUGAAGACGUUAUUGCAGUCGUCAUAGUUCAAUGUUCUUAGUCUGUGCCUCCAUGUACACAUAUAUGUCCUUUAUUACACUCUAGGAAAUAGAGUAAACGUCGUUAAUAACUGUUUGCAGGCGGUUAUAUUAGUCUGAGCGCACUUUGAUGCUUCUCGAGCUAGCUUAGCUUGCUAGUUAGCUUAGCUUGUUAGCUGCUAACAAAGAGAGGCGGAAGUGAUCAAAACACAUCACUAAGUAGAGAUCAAGUGUGAGUGUAAAGUGUUGUGAUUGUGUGAAAAUGUGCCAAAGAACCAUAGAAGAGUACGAGGAGGAACUUUGUCCAACAAAAGAGGAGAAGGAGCGACAACAUGAAAAACAUCAAGUUGUGUUACACAGAACAGACAUCCAUCAGCUGAUUGAACACCAAGAAGAAUGUCUCCCUCAUCUGCAGGGGGACAGUUUCACUUCAGAGUAUCCACAGCCCUCACAUUUUAAAGGGGACAAGGAGGAUCCACAGCCCCCCUAUUUUAAAGAGGAAGAGGAGGGAGAGUGUCCUGUAGGGCAGGAGGAGGAUGAUGUCAGCAAGUUUCCACUGACUGUUGUCUCUGUGAAGACUGAAGAGCAUGAAGACAAACCACCUGAGUCCUCACAGCUUCAUCACAGUCCAAACGUUGAAAAAGAACCUCUACCCCAUGAGGAGGAGGAACCACAGUCCCCCCACAUACACGAGGAAGAAAAGGUACCACAUUCCCAACACAUUAAAGAGGGAAGAGAGGAGAAACAGCCCCGCCACAUUAAAGAGGAAGACAAGACGCCACAGACCCAUCGUGUUAAACUGACCCUUCACAUUAAAGGGCAAACGGAGGACCCACUGACCCCUCACUUUAAGGAGGAAGAGGUGGACUCACUGACCCUUUACUUUAAGGAGGAAAAGGAGGAGCAAGAGGUGGUGCACAUUAAAGAGGAAGAGGGCAUCAGUCAGCCUAAAUGGUUGGAGGAGUUCCCAGUGAGUGUGAAGAGUGAAGAUGAUGAAAGUGAGGAGAGGGGAGGGGGGGAGCCUCCAAGCAGCAGCUCAACACAACACAUGACAACAGAAGCUGAUGGAGACCACUGUGGAGGAUCACAAGCAGACAAGCUCUUAGCUCCACUAUCAGAUAGUGAGGACACAACCUCACACUCUCCUCACACUGAUGAUGAAGACUCUAAAGAUGAUGCAACAUGUCACACUGACAACACUCACUUCACAUGUUCUACCUGUCACAAAACUUUUAAAUACUGUCGUUAUCUGAAAAGACACAUGAAAACACACACUGGAGAAAAACCUUUUAUCUGUUCAACCUGUGGUAAAGGUUUUACACAAAGUCACUAUUUGAAAGGACACAUGAGAACACACACUGGAGAAAAAACUUUUUCCUGUUCGACCUGUGGUAAAGGUUUUACACAAAGUCACUAUUUGAAAGUACACAUGAGAACACACACUGGUGAAAAACUUUUUUUCUGUUCAACCUGUGGUAAAGGUUUUACAAGAAGUGAAGAUGUGAAAAGACAUGAGAGAACACACACUGGUGAAAAAAAGUUUUCCUGUUCAACCUGUGGUAAAGGUUUUACACAAAGUCAUUGUUUGAAAGCACACAUGAGAACACACACUGGUGAAAAAUCUUUUUCUUGCUCAGAAUGUGGUAAAGAUUUUUUUCAAAGUAAACAUUUAAAAGAACACAUGAGAACACACACGGGUGAAAAACCUUUUGUCUGUUCAACCUGUGGUAAAGGUUUUACACAAAGUCACACUUUAAAAGAACACAAGAGAACACACACUGGUGAAAAACCUUUUUCCUGUUCAACCUGUGGUAAAGGUUUUACAAGAAGUACAUAUGUGAAAGUACACAUGAAAAAUCACAUUCCUGUUCAAUCUGCAACAGAAGCUUUUGUGAGCGAUCAAACACAUGAGAAGACACCCAGGAGAGAAAGUGUUGAGUUGCAGUGUGUGUGGUGAAAGAUUGUCUUCUAAGUACCAGUGUAAGAAACACAAGUGUGCUGGUGAGAACAGCAGCAGCAAAUGAAACUGCAGGAUUUGAAAUACAUGCCCCUUUGUUUGGUCACAGUAAGUUUUUUGUUUUUGUUGAUCAUAACCAUGCCAUCGCGUUGUUUUAGUUUAUAGUUCAUUAUUAUUCAUGCCACCGAGCAAGUGUUUUUGUUUCAUGUUUGUAUUUUGUAGCCUAGUAUUCGUACCUCUUUGUGAGCGCCCUUUGUUUUUGUUUUUUUUAUUAUAGUAUAUCAUUAAAUUAAUCAUGUACUCACAUUCCACGUUCCAAAUUCCCUCUGCAUCAAAGAAGCAAAAUCAAUCCAAGUCAAAGUCCUGACACAUACAGUAAACAUGUAUUUAUUAUUCUCUAAAUAAGGCACACUUGGAAAUAAUGAAUAUUCUUUGUGUGCAAUUGCAGCAGAAGUCCACAGGAGGGCGCACGUUCCCUCUUCAUAAGUCCGCCCCCCCUCCCCCACUUUCCUAUUUUUUUAACAUCAGUUAUAUGUCUAUCAUUAUAUAUAUUAUAUUGUUUUACAGCCCAGCCCUAUGAUCUUUCUUCAAAUUACUGUGUUUUUUAAUUGACUUCGAUUUGAUGUCUUUUGCAAUAUAUAUUGACAUCGUUGACAUCAUGUCCACUAAAGACGCUGAGAUCAUUAUCCAU
This is a messenger RNA of Nerophis ophidion (straightnose pipefish), 2724 nucleotides long. Its product is annotated as gastrula zinc finger protein XlCGF57.1-like. The transcript is spliced from 3 exons. The record is from RefSeq and is a predicted model, not a curated record. Gene Ontology annotation, molecular function: RNA polymerase II cis-regulatory region sequence-specific DNA binding; DNA-binding transcription factor activity. Lineage: Eukaryota; Metazoa; Chordata; Actinopteri; Syngnathiformes; Syngnathidae. Bases 339 to 2033 code for a protein of 564 amino acids. Gene Ontology annotation, biological process: regulation of transcription by RNA polymerase II.